CUACACACAUGAGAGAUGUUCAGGUGGUUUAUGUCACUGCUGUUGGUCUCGGGCUGGUGCGUGAGUGAACGGUUCCAGCGCAGCAUCAACAGGCCGUACCGCUCGCAGCUGCGGGUUCAUAACGGCAUGCGCUGGGGCUCGUGGGGACUGAAGGACAUGUGUCCGGCGGGGAUGUAUGCCGCAGGCUUCAGUCUGAAGGUUGCAGGUUUGUGGGAGUCUCUGCUGGUCGGUGAUAACACGGCUCUCAAUGGGAUUCGUCUUCACUGUAUCGACCCUUGCAAGGGUUCAUCGGGCCCGUACGAAGACUACGCCUCGGUUCAGUCUGAUGCCGGGAGCUGGGGUCAAUGGACGGACGUUAAAUGGUGCUCGCGGGGGGUUUUGACAUCUUUUCAGCUGAGGGUUGAACCCUAUCAAGGGGGCUGGGACGACACGGCAGCGAACAACAUCAGGUUUAACUGCAGUGGGAACACAGAAGUGCUGCAGGGAUCGGGAAGGUCGUGGGGUGUCUGGGGCGACUGGAGCGACUCGUGUGAGGGAAGAGGAAUCUGUGGGAUUGAGACGAUGGUGGAGUCGCCGCAGGGGGUCGGAGACGACACGGCUCUCAAUGAUGCGCGGCUUUACUGCUGCGAUUAGACCACAAACUGGUCAAUGUAUGAGAGAACUUUCUUCAAAUCAGGUUUUUAGGAUGGAUGAAUUACUCAGGGCUUUUUUUGUCAAGUCACGAUUUCUCAUUCACGUCUCAUUUAUAUGUAAUAGACAUGAAAAACACCAAGGACAUUUAAUACCAACAUCGAUAAUAGCACAUGACAGUAGUUCAUUUACUUUUGUAGUAAACUUACCCAUCAGUCAAAUUUCAUUUGCCAGUAGAAAAAAAAUGAUUAAUCUGAUUCUGUAGUAAAUGCACAUUAAAAAGUAUAAAUGAAAGAUAAGGAUAAAUAUCAGAGUCUCACGUGUUAUAAAGAUCUUAAACAAUCCAACCGUUUCAAUAGUAUAAUACAUCUGUAGCACGUGUCCAUUACCACAGAAAAUCAAAUGAAUUGUGGUGAGGAAUCGACAUGACAAAAUAUUGUCUGCCGUAAUUUAAUCGAUCAGAAUAAUAGGUCGAGAAUCUAAAACUCGAAAUCUUUGAUCUUUACAUAAAAAUGUAGUUUGUUUGUCUGAUGUGUAACUAAUUAUUCAGCAUUCAAACUACAAAGAUUUUUAAUAAAUGACACUGCAUGUAC
This is a messenger RNA of Triplophysa rosa, 1223 nucleotides long. Its product is annotated as vitelline membrane outer layer protein 1-like. Lineage: Eukaryota; Metazoa; Chordata; Actinopteri; Cypriniformes; Nemacheilidae. The record is from RefSeq and is a predicted model, not a curated record. The transcript is spliced from 4 exons. The coding region runs from base 16 to 633 and encodes 205 amino acids.